UAGCCAUCGCCUUCCUCGACGGGCGAAUAACCAAAUACGCUUGUGCAUGACUCCAAUUCAGGUGAACACAUUAUCCGCAUUCCCUAAUAGGCACUAUGGCAGGAACACUUACAGAAUCAGUUCCACACUAUGUUUCUUUAUUGUUGCUAUGAUUCUUGUUACGAGUUAAGGCGUCAUGUUUUUUUAUCUAGUCAAGUCAUUUUGGAGUCAUUAUUAGUUAACAUUUUAUUCCACUGCAUUGAACUAAACUGCUGAAUGUAUUUGAUGCCUUUGACUUAUCAGAAAUCGGUGUCUUGCUUCGGUCUGUUUGUUUAAACUUGUUUUUGGACGACAUAGACCGCAUAUAUGUUGGCUGGUAGCUUACCAGAAACAUUGCCUAUACUAUUUCAUAAAUAGUCUGUACUAAAUACUUCGUUAAAUAAUAUCAAGUAGAAAAUAGAGUUCAUAUAUAUCACUUCGACUAACUGAAGAUGUUCCACUAGUUUUAAUGAAUUUAUGGUCAACAAAAUGUCUUUAUGAGUAUACCAUGUUCAGGUAACACUCAACAGUGUAAGUUCAAUUUAUAAAUAAUCGAAUCCCACUGCAUUUCUUAGAGAGACAUUUAUAAAGUUGGUUGUCAUAAUAGAAUGAGUGUAUGCGUCAUGUGUAGAAUGAAAACUGAAAGCCGACGAAGGACCAUUGAAUGACAGACAUUUGGGUGUGAAUUAUUAACAUACCGUUAAAUAGAGUAUCUGAAUUAUUUUCCAUUUGCAAAAUUCAUUCUACAUUUGAAAGGAAGAUAUCGAAAUCUGAAUGAAAACUUCAGCUGCAAUCGGAUUCACACUAAUGACAUUCGUACAAAUGUAGUUUAUUUCAUUGUAUACUAAGUAAAACUGGUUGAACAUAUCUCCUUCCUAUCUGCUAAAUAUUGUUUGAUAUUGAUUCAGCUGUCUAUGCUAUUUGUAAAUCCAUAAAUUGUAUAUUACGAAACUGUGCUUAAAAUUAUUUAUUAGGAUGACAAGCUAAUUUAUCGCUUAAAUCGAUCUCUUUCUAUGCCAUCAUAAAUUGAUGUUAUGUCCAUUGUUGUUUCAGAUUAACAAGUACAGAACUAGUUCGAUUAGAACGCCAAUUGGGAAUGCACAUACAGUUGUUGACUACAAGUUUCCUGCUCACUUAUGAUUUUCCUGAUAUGCACGAAUCAACGACUCGACCAUGUGCAUCUCUUCUCAAAACUUUGGUUGCCAAGCGUCAGGCUUUUGAUUUAGUCGCGCUUCAAAAAAAAGUAUCCGGUGCAAUUCAUUCUGUAACUAGCUUCUAUUGGCGUUGUCCUACCCUAGACAUGGCUGUUGAUUUGAUUUCUGAUUACUCUGGAUUGUCUAUGCUUCCUCGUUUACCAUGGAAUCCUUAUAAGCAGGGAGUAGGACAUAUGUUGACUAAAUCGCAAUCAUUUGCCUUCCCGAUUCCAUACUGUUUAUUGGAUAUAAUGAUCAACAGUCCUAUUUGGUCUUAUGCUUAUUUAAUGCCUACCGUCUUGGGACCUCAUCCAAAAAGUCAUGUUCGGCUAGUAUUUCAUCCGUCAGAAGAUGCUUUGAUGAUAAUGGGACUGGCAGAUUUUUCAGGUGCUUUAACCCGCUGUCGUAGAGCUCUUGAAUCUAAAAUGUCUAGUCAACGUUGCUUCUCAAGAAGUUUAAAGUCUCAAAAUAAACAACCAGGACGUUAUAUUGCCUAUCGUUUAAUCGGUAGGUAUAUACUUCCACAUCGUACAUUUUUACAGCUGCGCUCUCGUCGAUGGAAUCUGUUAGCUAAUCGUGAUAGCAUAGAUAACGCAGGAGAUUCAAAACCCGUAUCAGUUGCCACUCGUUAUCUACUUCAACUAUAUAAGGAACUAAGUCAACCGGGUGAAGUAGAUCUUAAAAGGAUGCAACAAUAUGCUAAUGAAAUGAGUUCUCUUGCUAUUCCUUAUGGUAUACCACUGAUUACCUCAUGUUUAACUGAUAGAAAUCCUCAGGAACUGUUUACUUUCGAAGGACUUCCGACUGAAGUAGGUUAUGAGGAUGUAUUAAGUUAUAAUAACUUCUGCGAAAGCGUAAAACGCAAGUUGGAUGUACUAACUGAAUUCACGCAAAAUGUAAACUGCUUUUGGAAAUCUCAGAUGGAAAAAGCAUCUAGAACAGAAACAAACUACUUGUCGGUUUUAGACGACGAAUCCAUGAUCAAAUCAGAACAACCUACUCAAUGUGAUGUUCUCGGUCCAAAUUACCUACCUGCUAUACCAGUUGAUCUUAAUCCUGAUGGGUGAGUUAUCAUGUUUUGAACGGUAUCUAUGCUUGUAUAUAUAUACAAGCAAUUCGCAUUGAUCUGAAACACUACGGUUAGUUCUCGUAAGAAUACGAAAUGCUUUGAAAGCUGUUUCCGUUUGUACCGCUAACGAGCUAGUGUAUUCCAGAACUCUGCGACUGUUAAAUGGGUUCAUUU
Trichobilharzia regenti is the source of this 2454-nucleotide messenger RNA. NCBI's taxonomy places the organism in Eukaryota, Metazoa, Platyhelminthes, Trematoda, Strigeidida, Schistosomatidae. The record is from the annotation of a GenBank genome assembly.